This is a messenger RNA of Eruca vesicaria subsp. sativa (arugula), 1386 nucleotides long. NCBI's taxonomy places the organism in Eukaryota, Viridiplantae, Streptophyta, Magnoliopsida, Brassicales, Brassicaceae. The record is from the annotation of a GenBank genome assembly.
AUGGCGGCCGCAACAAUGUCUUGGGACGACGGGACGCACAUGAGGGUGAAGAGAGUUCAGGUUACAUAUGAAGAUGUUAUCAAGUCCAUAGAGGCCGAGUAUGACGAUGACCAAAAUCCUAAGCGUCAUGGCACUCCUGGCAAGAAAUCUGACGGCGUGAGCUUGAGCCCUGAUGAGUACAUAACAGAUGUUACUGGCUACUACAAAACUAUGGGGAAUGAAGAUGCUAUAGCAGCGUUGGCUUUUAAAACCAACAAAACCCAAUAUGGUCCUUACGGAAACAAAACCCAGAACCAAUUCUCCAUCCAUGCACCCAAAGAUAACCAGAUCGCUGGUUUUCAAGGAAUUAGCAGCAAUGUUCUCAACUCCAUUGACGUCCACUUUGCUCCCUUACCGUCUUCUUCCCCUUCUGAUUCCUCAUCCCAAUCGUCGGCUUUGAGUCAAGCAAACAAAGUAGAUGCUCAAGGUGGGAAAGGAGGACAAUCAUGGGACGAUGGUGCUCAUGAACAUGUAAGAAGAGUGUACGUUGGACAAGGCGACUCUAGUGUCGCCUAUGUCAAAUUCGAGUACGAGAAGAGCGGUAACAAGGAAACACGUGAACACGGAAAGAAGACCUUGCUCGGAGCAGAAGUGUUUGAGGUUGAUCCAGAUGACUACAUCACAUCAGUCGAGGUACAAUUCGACAGGAUCUUUGGGCAAGACACAGAAGUUAUAACCUGCUUAAUCUUCAAAACAGCUAAGGGAAAAACCUCAUCGCCCUUUGGACUCGAGGGUGCGAAGAAACAUGAACUCAAGGACAAGAAUGGUGGAAAACUUGUAGGAUUCCAUGGACGAGCAGGGGAAGUUCUUCAUGCUCUAGGAGCAUAUUUUGCUCCUUCGUCGAGUACUUCUUCUGGUGGUCGUACUUCUUCGACCACUCAGCCAGCUGGAUCAGCUGCCGGUGCCAAAAAACUAGAGGCAAAAGGUGGUAAUGCGGGAAACCCAUGGGACGAUGGUCCUCAUGAUGGUGUUAAGAAAGUGUACGUAGGUCAAGGCGAAUCAGGGGUCUCGUACGUCAAGUUCAUCUACGAGAAGGACUCUAAGGAGGUCCCCGGAAAUGAUCAUGGAAAAAAGACACUACUUGCACCUGAAGAGUUCGUGCUUGAUCCAAAAGAAUAUAUCACCGCCGUGGAGAUUAACUACGACAACAUAUUUGGAACUGAAUCCGAAAUUAUAACGAUGCUUAGGUUCACGACAAAUAAGCGAACCUCUCCACCUUUUGGACUUGAAGGUGCUAAAAGUGUGCUACUCAAAGAAGACGGCCACAAGAUCGUUGGGUUCCAUGGCAAAGCGGGUGCUGACAUACUUCACCAAGUUGGAGUCCAUGUCAAGCCCAUCUCCAAGUGA